This is a messenger RNA of Dreissena polymorpha, 1674 nucleotides long. RefSeq names its product cytochrome P450 7A1-like. Gene Ontology annotation, biological process: bile acid biosynthetic process; cholesterol homeostasis. Bases 1 to 1476 code for a protein of 491 amino acids. NCBI's taxonomy places the organism in Eukaryota, Metazoa, Mollusca, Bivalvia, Myida, Dreissenidae. Gene Ontology annotation, molecular function: iron ion binding; heme binding; oxidoreductase activity, acting on paired donors, with incorporation or reduction of molecular oxygen. The transcript is spliced from 4 exons. The record is from RefSeq and is a predicted model, not a curated record.
AUGGCUGCAGUCACAUUAUACCUCGCAGUGGCCGUUGUCACCUUAUUGGUCAUGUAUAUCAAAUACUUCGGUAGAAAAAAAAAAGAGGGUGAGCCGCCAAUUGUCCCUGGACACUUUUUGUUUGGCAACGGAAUGGCAUUCUCGCAGAAUGCAGUGGAAUUCAUACACAAGUCUACAGCGCGAUUUGGAAAAGUGUUCACAAUCCGUCUUUUAAACCAACACGUUACAAUCAUAAACGAUCCUCAUUCUUACGAACAAGUUUGUAAGGAAAGGAACUUUGACUUUGAUGCGAUACAAAAGCAAGUUAACAACAAUGUUUUCAGUUUAAAACUCCAUGAUUCCAAGAAAAUGAUAAAGGAGGCUUCUAAGAAGGUCAAGGGCCAGUACUUAUACGCCACCAUGCAAUUGUUUGCCCACCACUUACAGGAGGCAUUCGAUGCCAGCACGGAAUCGACGCCUGUUGAGAAUGGGUGGUGCAAAGGCCGUCUUCGAGCGAUGUCAUCAAAGACCAUGUUCAAAGCAAUCUUCCGCACCAUUUUCGGCAAGGAGAAGCCUGAUGAUGUGUUCGAGCCAAUGACCGUCUACAAAAAUUUUGAUUUGUUCCACAAGUACUUCAAUUUUCUCUGGCUCGGACUGCCAAUCAAGCUUUUCCCGAAGGCGUGUCGCGCCUUGGAGAUGCUGGUACAGAUGCCAACAUCCAACGACAUCAUCAACAGGGACGACGUCUCGGACUACAUUCGUUACAGCACACAGUUCAUGAAGGCUAACGGACAGACCGAGGCUGAUAUUAUUGGACACAAUCUCGUCUUCUUGCACGUCAACUACAACACCUUCCGCGUGUCUUACUGGCUUAUCUACUACUUAACUAAGCAUCCAGAGGCUAUUGGAGCCCUCGUAGCCGAGAUUGACGAUACAGUACGUGUAAAAUCCGAAACCUGCGACGAUGAUUGCGACAUUGAGCUCUCUAUUCAAGAUCUGGACCGUCUGCCCGUUUUAAACAGUUUCCUGAACGAAACUAUUCGUUACACAAGCGGCGUGUUGAUGGUACGAGCAAUCACUGAAGAUACCGCGUUCACGAUGGAGGACGGAAGCGUCCAUAAUCUGAGGGCAGGGGACAGAGUUGCCAUGUACCCGCCAGCAAUCCACAACGACCCCGAGGUGUUCAAAAAUCCUGAAGAGUUCAAAUAUGACAGAUUUAUCGAUGCCAAAUUUUAUAAGGAAGGAAAGGAGAUUCGAAACCCACUCCUCGCAUUCGGUUCUCUGUGUCCCGGCAAGAGACUGGCCAUGACGCAAGCAAAAUGGUUUAUUUUCAAUUUCGCUCACCAAUUUGACUUUCAAACCGAAGAAGGGCAAGCCUGUUGUCCAGAUGUGAAAUACUACGGUAAUGAAAUCUUACCACCCACCAAUGACGUUGAUUUCCUCUACAGACGGAUAGAGAAUCGCCGCAGAAUCGAGUUCGUUCACGACCGGUUGUAACAUUCCAUUGUGUUCUUGUCGAAGUAAAUCCCUACAGAAACUUACAAAGUGUUGUUUUGUGAUCCUUUAAAGACAUGACAUAGUUUUCACCAAAAUAUGUGCAUUGUGUUACUGUUCUUUCAUUUCCACAUGUAUUUUUGUAUACGUUUUUGCAGUGCCUAUUUGUUUUUAAUUUGGCAUGUAUUCUUGUUUUAUAUU